Messenger RNA from Caenorhabditis angaria, 1710 nucleotides. The record is from the annotation of a GenBank genome assembly. NCBI's taxonomy places the organism in Eukaryota, Metazoa, Nematoda, Chromadorea, Rhabditida, Rhabditidae.
AUGUCCUCACCAUCAACAGUUUUUAAUUUCGAUGCUCGCGAGCAGAAAAUCGUCAAAGUUAUUGUUUUCAAUGAUCGUGCCGAAAUAAAACGAAUCGUUAAAUCUACCUUGAAACCUGGAUUCAAUGAAUUGGUUUUGAAGAAUGUGACAAGUUGCUUAAUUCACGAUUCAUUGAGAGUCGAAGGAAAAGGGAAUGCGAAGAUUCAUGAUGUUAUUGUUAAAAAUGAGCCAGUUCUCACGGAAGACAGUGAUUCGGAGCAACUUUCGGUGCUCAGAAAUGUUAUGCAGGAAAAAGAAGCAGUUUUGAAUGCCCUUAAGGAUCGUAAAAAUAUUUUGGCAAAACGAUUGGAAGCAUUGAAUUUGAUGGUUGCACAAAUUGGAUCUGGAGUUGUAAAUCCACCAAAAGGAGAAGGCAGUUUUGAAUUGAAUGAUACAACUUUAUCAAAUAUCGACAAGUUUUUUGAUUUCUAUAGUCAAAAAGCGGAAGUUCUUGCAAUCGACGGAAGAAAUCUUGAUAAUGAAAUCCAAAAAGCUAACGAAGCCGAGCAAAAAGCGAGAAAUGAUUUGAAUCAACACGAAAAUGGAAAAAGAUAUCAAUACGCAACCAAUGCUUAUAUAACUCUAGAAGCCGGAGCUGAAAUCUCGAUCGAACUUGAUGUGAUCUAUCAAGUCCAUAAUGCCAGUUGGACACCCUCUUAUGAUAUUCGAGUAGAUACUGAGAACUCGAAAAUGAACUUGAGCUAUUUCGGAAAAAUCAGACAGCAUACUGGAGAAGAUUGGGUUGAUGCUCCACUUGUUUUAUCUACUGCUAAACCAUCACUUGGUGGUAGAAUUCCUGAAUUGGGAGCUCUUGAUGUGCAAUUUUAUGUGGAGAGGCCACGAGUUCAGAAUUUCAUGGAGAGAAGAAUGAAACCCAUGAUGAUGAGAGCGUCAGGGGCUGGACUUUUCGGAGCGGCACCACCACAAGAAUUGAGAGUUGAAGAAGAUAGUAGAAGUCUAGAUGUUGCGGUUGCUUCAGAAGUAACACAAUCUGCAUUAAGCACAGAAUUCAAAAUUUUGCGAGAAGCAACUAUUCCAAACUCCACUGAUGAGCACAAAGUUACAAUUGGAAUUGUAAACCUUAAUCCACAACUUGUUCAUCAAACAGUUCCAUCAAAGAAUUCAUCUGCAUUCCUAACAGCUUCUGCAAUCAACACAUCAGAUCUUGCAUUCCUCGCUGGUCAAGCUUCAAUCUACCUCGAUAAUGCUUUCAUUGCCAAAACAUAUCUCAAAGAUGUUUCACCAGGAGGAAGAUUUGAUUGUUCGCUUGGAGUUGAUACUGGAAUUCGAAUCGAAUAUAAACCAGCAAAGAAAUAUCAUCAACAAGCUGGUUUUAUCAAUAAACAAUCAACAAAUGUCACCGAACAAACAAUUGUUAUCAAAAAUACACGAGCAAAUGCACCAAUUUUGAUCACUAUGAAACAUCAUAUUCCAAGAAGUGUUGAUGAAAAAAUCAAAAUCAAUUUGAUUACACCAACAGCUACACCAUUCAAUGCGGGCGAAGAAUCGAAUAAUGAAGUUGUUUUGCCUUCAGAAGGUGCAAAACUAAACUCAUUGAAUAAUUUGGAAUGGACUGUCAAAGUCGCACAAAACAGUUCGCAAACUUUAUUGAUCAAAUAUACAAUUGAUCAUCCAAAAGAUGAAAAAAUCGAGUUCCAGGAGAAAUUUUAA